UUUGACUUUUGACAUGUCCCUUGCCGGGAUACAGUGGUGUGUGAUCGAACAGUAAUAGUGAACCUAGUUCAGCCGUUGUUAUUAAUCGUGCUUUUCUGAAAAAAUACAAAACAAAAACAAAAAAAUACCGGACCAUGUGACAAUGUCAAAAAUGAGUUCGAAGGAUAAAGAUAACAAGACGUUAGACAAAUUGAAACAAUGGUUCCGCAUCAACAGAGGUAAUUACAGAAGCAGAGAAGAUUUUGUUCUGACAAAUGAUAUUGAGAAAGAAAUUGGAUCGGAGAGCCCUGUAAAUCAUCGAGCCAAAGCAAUCAAGGAUCUGUGCGAAGGAGUGCUUAACCAUCAAUGGGAAGAUGGAACUGUCGAGAGAAUGUGGAAUCUCGUGCAAGAUUUGUUGGGCAAAGACAUUGCCAAAGAGCACAGGCACGUGACAUUGAAUUUUCUUCGAUGUCUGGUUCAAGGACAAUACAGUAAAUUAUCAUCUUUAAUGAGAGUGAAAUUUUUCAUGGUGGUGAGGGAUCACGAGAUUGGCGAUGACAUAGGACCACGUUUGGAAUUACUACAGAGCUUAACAGAAAAUGGCAAGGUAAUAUUGCAUUUGGAGGAGAGAAUGGGUCCAUUUUUGCUCGAAUGGAUGCCAAGCGUAACGGCGGACGAUGGAAAAAGGGGAGCUGAUUUUUUAUCUCUACUGGUCAACGUGAUAAAAUAUAAUUCGGCGUAUAUAGACGAAGACAUUGUAUCGGGACUUGUACAGUACAUAUGUCACUUGUGUUACAACAGCAACAGUACAGAAGUGGUAUCGGGAUGUCUCGAGACUUUGGACACCAUAGUCGGUUACAACAUAAAUUUACAAUCAGAUUCUUUGCAGACGUUUAUAACUGCGCUUUGUCGUAGCGUAAACGUCGAGACUUAUUGUCAGAUAAGCUGGAAAAUAAUGCGGAAAUUAUUAGGAACGCAUAUGGGACAUUCAGCCCUUCACACAAUGUGUCGUUUGCUACAAGAUCCAAACUUUCAACGCGAUGCCUACCUCCUGCGCGGUGCUGUUUUUUACGUAAACAUGGGCCUAUGGGGUACUCACAGAAUACCCAAAUUGAAAUGUACGCCUACCUCGGUACUGCCGUCUUUCAAUCAAGCCCUCGAAUGUAAUCAUCCAAUUGUCAUGUACGAAGUAACCCUCUCGAUACAACGCUUGGUGAACAAAUACGGGGUUGAAUUACAAGAGCCAACGUGGAGCAUAAUACUCGAUAUCAUCGAGAAAGUCAUCACGCAUACCGAAACGAGCAAUCAGCCUGCUACGAAACAAGUAUUCGCAAGCUUGCACGAGACGAUAAACAGCAUCGAACACCUCUUGGAUAAUUCGCAGUACAACGGUUGCAGACAACGGUUUUAUGAGCUUGUCGAAAGAUGCUCGGAUUCGCGUCCCGAGUCUUCUAUACACAAGCUCAUCGACUACCGCGCCUCGGAAAUCGGUCCAACGCAUUAUCUUUGGCAAGCUAAAUUGGCGACUCUGAUGGAACGUUACUACAAGAAUGAGACUCGCACCAAUAUACGGGGCAAAGUUAUCGACGUACUUACCAACGUCAUACAAGUCAAUAGAUCGAGAUACGAAGACGAGCUCGUUGAGAGAAUCGUUCUACCUUACAUGCAACACGUCGACAUGGAUCCUGAUAUUACCAUCCGAAACGUUGCCGCCUAUUUACUCGUUGAUCUUUGCCUCGAAUGCGAGACCAAAAGGUGCCUCGAGCUACUCGAUAUUCUCGAGAAAGUCAUAAAUAAACCUUUUGUCUCGGAAAAUACACCCAUCACCGUCGAAGCCGAUGUCAAAGAUGUUAAAACCGCAGUUGUCGGGGUUAUCAAAAUACUCACUGCUAAGUUGUACCAUUUACCAUCGAGUCACGCUAUCCGUGCUUACAAAGUAUUGGUCAAUCACCUUGAACAACACUACAGAGAUACCUCAAUUUUUCAUGAAGUACCCACCAUUCGUUAUUUAAUUUUCGAGUUUUUCUUAAAAAUUCGUGCCAAUUCUCUCUAUCAUCUCGGAUUUCCGGAUGGAACGAGCGGUGUCGUAACACGUUUUAGCCCUUAUCUAGUCCUCGAGCACGCGCCACUGGAGAGACUCAAUUCAAGCGGUGGCGGCAGCAGUCCACCGCCCGUUAGUCCGGCUCCUCUUCAACACAUAUCCUGUCAAAUAACACAUCUGUCGCUGGCACACGCUUGUAAAGCUGUUAUAUCGUGCAUAAAACUCGAAAAGGAUUGGAAAGUGCUGCAGCUCAUUUUGAAAGAAAUGCCACAAGUUAUGCAGAACAGAGCUUUGAUACUUUCGCGACACAGCAAUGACAUCGAUUAUCUUGCUGCUGCUCUCUGUUGUAUGGUGAGCGACAAGAAUCUCAGACUUCCGGAGUCUCUCUACAACGUGCCUCCAAAAUUCACUGUUUCGGAAUUUCGAGUUCACGUAUUCCCCGUGCUCGCGUCACUCGCUUCUUAUCACGCUCAUCUCGAGCCCUCUUUACAACAACGUUUGAUCAAAUGUUUGGAGGUCGGAUUGACCGCUCGAUGCGCCAGCCAGUGCGUAACGAGUUUAACAACUUGUACGUUGGAGAUGCGGGACGCUAUGAAUAAACUUUUAACCGAAGUUCUACUCAAUCUGUCGAAAAUUUCUGCGACCGUACACAUUGCCAUACCUAUUUUAGAGUUUUUAUCGACUCUCACCAGAUUGCCUAAAGUUUUCGCCAGUUUCAUCGGGGAUCAGUACAUGUCGGUAUUCGCUAUUUUAUUGCCUUAUACAAAUCCAUUCAAGUACAAUCAUUAUACGGUUUCGUUGGCUCAUCACGUUAUAGCUGUAUGGUUUCUAAAGUGUCGAUUGCCAUUUCGCCGUGAUUUUGUUAAGUUCAUCACAACGGGUCUCAAAGCAAACGUUCUGGUACCUUUCGAAGAGGGACACCUGAUAAAGCCCGACUUUAGUCUGAUAAACGAGGAUUCGUCGAACAGAAAACGGAGCUCGAGUUUAACCGAGCAAGGGAGUCGAGGUCGUCGUGAAAGGCCGAUCAUGUCAAAUCGAAUGAUAGGAGAAGGUCGUACGUUGGAUUUGAAGCCGCCUAUUGACGAAGCUCUAAUGACUUUUCACGUCGAACUUACCGAGACGUGCAUCGAUUUAAUGGCCCGUUAUACUUUCUCGACGUACACGGCACGACCCAAAAGACUUCCGGCAGCUGAUUUUUUGCUUAAAGAAGGUCAGUCGAUGACGUGGCUCCUGGGUAAUCGGCUCAUUACCGUUACGACUAGCGGCUGCAGCAACAAAGCGAUGAGGAACGGUCUCUGCGACAAUUGUUGGGCUGCUUGCAAAGCGGCUCCUUCGAGUCCGGAUCAUAACAAAGCUAUUGGGUCGUCUUCUCGAAAAACCUCCAGUACGGAGGGUGGAAAGGAUGAUAAUAAAUUAUCUCGACAGUCAUCGAGCGGUCACACUGGUUCGAGCACCGCGAAUACCGCGGCUAAUUCGCCAACAGAGGAUUCGAAAAAGUUUCUCGAUGACGUAGAAUCCGUCAAGCGCGAUAUGACGCUUGACAAACCUGAAAGACCGGACAACGGAGAAUCGACGAAACUGGCACAAAUUUUAGCCAGCGAAAAACACGAGGAACACGUACCGUGCGCAUGCUGGUGUCAAGGUUGGGCGGAAAUUUACGUCCGUCGUCCGACCGGUGACAUGUCCUGGACGAUGCGCAUUCAAAAUACCAUGCAAUUCGACGUUCCACAGGACUUUCCAAUCCACGACGUUACAGCGCUUUACAUGCCAACUCCGGAACUAUCGACGAAUACUAGUCAAGAAAUAGUUAUUGAUUUUCAAAUCAACGAGGAUAUUACAGAAGAUGCCAAUUCGGAACAAUUGCAAAGCGAUCGGGAGAUCUCUUCGUCGAAAUCGGUCGCAUAUUCGGCAUCAAAUUCAUCAAUUACUUCGACGAGUGGUCCGAUUGCGAUACCCGGUUCACCAUCGCGACCCAGUCCUUCGCGACAGAGUUCUCGUGACAGUCUGGAGAGCCUCGAAGAGGGUGACGAGGAAACCCGAAAAUCAAGAAACCCUGUUCGGCGUUCAAAUUCCAGUCCAGAGAUGAGCGCCAACUGGAAAAAUCCUUUCCUGAACAAAGACAAAUUAAUUUUGCAACAAACGGAAUCAGCGUCGAAUGAUUUUGAUGUUAAACUUGAUGCUGAACUAAAAAAACACGCCAAGAACGUCUAUACCAAAGAUAUGAGGGUCAGUUGCGAAGCCAUACCCGAAGAAAUAUCGGGAAUGGGAACGACUCCACCAUCCACAGAACAAACGACCGAUCAUCCCAGCGGUUUGAGAUCUCAACGAUCUUAUCCGGGAGCUACUCACGCUGUACAAAACUCUAAUUCUGCAACCAGUAAUACCGUACCACCUUCGCCUACAGCCGCGCAGCCUCCAGCAAAUUUUCUAACGGUUCAGAAUAGAACAGCACAGCUGCAAAAUAUCGUUGGAAAACCACCACAAUCACCGACACAGUUGUAUUCGCGAGUCAGUGAAUUGAGCCUCAAACAAUCGUUAACGAUCGAUACAAAACCACCGAUUGGUCGAAGUUAUGUGAUUGAUAAGAAGGAUGAGAGGCCCGAUCCGUCAAAUCUGCCUCCAAUUGCUUUUCGCGAUAGAGGCCACACAAUUUCCGUCAUGAGUCCAGUCAAACAAUCCCGGGAAUGGGAUAAUGUUAGACGGGGAAAUUCACCUCGCGUCAAAGAUACCUCACGAACUGGCAUCAAUCCCAGUUUCGUGUUUCUACAAUUGUAUCAUGCUGCUCAUUUCGGCACGACAACGGAAAAACCAUUGCUUGUGCCACGAACAACGGCGGUACAAAGAGCAGUUACGAAUCUUGACAGAAUACAGCCUUACGAGACUCACAAAAUUGGCGUGCUGUACGUAGGUCCGGGGCAAGCUUCGAACGAAGUUGAAAUACUCGCAAAUCACCAUGGCUCGUUGAGAUACACCGAAUUUCUUCAGCGCCUUGGUACCCUCGUACGUCUCAAAGACGUCGAUGAAAACGUUUUCCUCGGCGGACUUGAUCGCAAUGGGGAAAACGGUAAUUUCGCUUACAUAUGGCAAGAUGACGUGACGCAAGUGGCGUUUCAUGUUGCCACUCUUAUGCCUACUAAACUGAGCGAUCCUAAAUGUACAUCCAAAAAACAGCACAUAGGAAACAAUUACGUCAGUGUCGUCUACAACGAAAGUGGCGAACCUUACAAUAUACAAACGGUCAAGGGCCAGUUCAAUUAUGCAUGUGUAAUAAUUCAACCACUGGAUCACGGGACUAAUCAAGUGACGGUACAAGCGAGAGAGGAACUCGCAGAACACAUUGGUCACAGCGAGCCAAAGAUCAUAUCCGAUCAGAAUCUCGCGAUCCUUUCGCGGCAGCUAGCUCUUCAUGCAAACCUUGCUUCAAUGGUUUCAUCGUCAUUGAAACAAAAUGGACAAAACCCUUAUGCCUCCAAUUGGUUGGAACGUCUUCGGCAUAUAAAACGACUGAGGAAUCGGGUGAUUCAAGAACUAUCGAGUAACAACGCCGAGGGUUCGUCCGAUGAGGUUUCCCCUAGAUCCAACAAACGGGUUCACAUGGACGACUUCACCGAAUAUACCACUUGAAAUAUACAAAUAAUACUUAUAAUGAUUACAAUGACGUUUGAGAAGUGAAAUUGAAUGAAAUAUUACUGUAAUUAAUACAAAACAAUUCGUUGAGGCGUUAAUACUAAAAAGUGUCACGGAUUCGUUACUAUCCCUCCGUCAUUCGUCAAUUAUAAUUAUAAUUAAAUAACGGUUUGAUACA
Venturia canescens is the source of this 5825-nucleotide messenger RNA. It is a transcript of the gene gig, whose product is annotated as tuberin. The transcript has 17 exons. The record is from RefSeq and is a predicted model, not a curated record. The coding region runs from base 143 to 5644 and encodes 1833 amino acids. Gene Ontology annotation, cellular component: nucleus; cytoplasm; TSC1-TSC2 complex. Lineage: Eukaryota; Metazoa; Arthropoda; Insecta; Hymenoptera; Ichneumonidae. Gene Ontology annotation, biological process: negative regulation of insulin receptor signaling pathway; regulation of small GTPase mediated signal transduction; negative regulation of TOR signaling. Gene Ontology annotation, molecular function: GTPase activator activity.